CCCCCGCCGGACUUGCUGGUGGCGACGGUGCUGCUGGGCGGACGACGGAGCCCCGAGCUAGCGACGGACCCCGGCCGGCCCUCCGGGAGCGAUGCUGGUCCUGGCCGUGCUGUGGGUCUUCACGGGAGCCGACGCCGCUUUCGCCCAAGUUCUGCAGACCCGCUUUGUCGAAGAGCCUGAGGACCAGACGGUGGUGGCCGGGCAAAGGAUUGUGCUGUCUUGCGUGGUGCUGAACUAUUCCGGGAUCGUGCAGUGGACGAAGGAUGGCCUCGCCCUGGGGAUGGGGCAAGGCCUCAAAGCCUGGCCCCGGUACAGGAUCAUUGGCGCCUCUGAUUCUGGACAAUAUAACCUGGAGAUCACGGAUGCUGAGCUCUCGGACGAUGCCCUGUACGAGUGCCAGGCCACAGAAGCAGCGCUUCGAUCCCGGCGUGCCAAGCUGACAGUCCUCAUUCCUCCCGAGGACCCUGUGAUCGACGGAGCCCCUGAGAUCCUGCUGCGGGCUGGGACCCCGCACAACCUCACGUGCCGGGCACGCAACGCCAAGCCAGCCGCCACCAUUGUCUGGUUCCGCGAUGGGGUGCAGCAGUUGGAAGCGGCCACGACCACGGAAGUCUUGCCGGACGGGAAGCGAGAAUCCACGCUCAGCCAGCUCCUCAUCAACCCCACCGACCAGGACAUCGGCCGCGUCUACGUCUGCCGCUGCGCCAACGACGCCAUCCCAGCAGGCAAAGAGACCUCCAUCAAGCUCAACGUUCACCACCCCCCCACGGUGACGCUGUCCAUUCAGCCCCAGACGGUGCAGGAAGGAGAGCGAGUCACUUUCACCUGCGUGGCCACCGCCAACCCGGAGAUCAAAGGCUACAGGUGGGCCAAAGGCGGCAUCAUCAUCGAAGACGCCAAGGAGAGCAGAUACGAAACGCAGGUGGACUACACCUUUUUCACGGAGCCCGUCUCGUGCGAGGUGCACAACGAUGUGGGGAGCACCAACGUCAGCACCCUGGUGGAUGUGCAUUUCGCCCCUCGCAUUGUGGUGGAGCCCAAGCCCACGACCACCAACAUCAGCCUGGACGUGACGCUCACCUGCGUGUGGGCAGGGAACCCGCCCCUCACCCUCACCUGGACCAAGAAGGAAUCCAACAUGGUGCUGAGCAACAGCAACCAGCUGUACCUCAAGUCCGUCACGCAGGCGGACGCCGGGCUGUACGUCUGCAAGGCCAUCGUGCCGCGGAUUGGGGUCGGCGAGAGAGAAGUCGCCCUCAUCGUCAAUGGUCCCCCCAUCAUCUCCAGCGAGUCGGUCCAAUACGCCGUGCGUGGGGACCAAGGCAAGGUGGAAUGUUUCAUCGGGAGCACCCCUCUCCCUGACCGGAUGGCUUGGAGCUGGAAGGAGAAGUUUUUGGAGGCGGGCACCCUGGAGCGCUACACCGUGGAGAGGAGCAACACCGGGAACGGCGUCCUCUCCACCUUGACCAUCAACAACGUGAUGGAGACGGACUUCCAGACCCACUACAACUGCACGGCCUGGAACGGCUUCGGGUCUCGGACAGCCAUCAUUCAGCUGGAGGAGAAAGAAGUUUUGCCCGUGGGAAUCAUCGCCGGAGCCACCAUCGGGGCUGGCAUCCUGGUCAUCUUCUGCUUCGUGGCCCUGGCCUGCUUCCUGUACCGGCGGCGCAAAGGAAGCCGCAAGGACGUGACGUUGCGCAAGCUGGACAUCAAGGUGGAGACGGUCAACCGGGAGCCUCUGACGCUGCACACGGACCGCGAGGGGGACACGGCCAGCGUCUCCACGGCAACACGCAUCAUGAAAGCCAUCUAUUCGCCGUUCAAAGAUGACGUGGAUCUCAAGCAAGACCUGCGCUGUGACACCAUUGAUACUCGGGAAGAAUAUGAGCUGAAGGACCCGACCAACGGCUACUACAACGUCCGCGCCCACGAGGACCGUCCGUCUUCACGCACGGUGCUCUACGGCGACUACCGCAACCCCGGCCCUUCCCGCUACGAGGCGCGACCCUCAUCCUGCCUCUCCCACUCCAGCGGCUAUGCCCAGCUCAGCACCUACAGCCGGGGACCUGCCUCGGAGUACAGCGCCGAGCCCGUCCCGGGCCCCACUGCGGGCGCCUCCACGGCCGAGACGGCCAGCCAGCUCUCCUAUGAGAACUACGGGGGGCACGGGGCCUUUCCCCCCAGCGCUGGCUACGCCACCUACCGCCUGGGCUACACCCAGCCCCCUCCGCCCGCCCUGGACCGAGCCCCCUACGACACCUACGACCCCCUGGGCAAAUACACCACAGCCACCCGCUUCUCCUACACCUCCCCGGACUACGGGCAUCGCUUCCAGCAGCGGAUGCAGACUCACGUCUGAAAGCGGCCGGGACUGGGGAGGGCAGGCGGAAGGUACCUCACGACUCCCCCUGAUAUUCAGGGGCUCUUCCCCGCCCCCC
This is a messenger RNA of Lacerta agilis (Sand lizard), 2438 nucleotides long. RefSeq names its product kirre like nephrin family adhesion molecule 1 (gene KIRREL1). Gene Ontology annotation, molecular function: cell adhesion molecule binding. NCBI's taxonomy places the organism in Eukaryota, Metazoa, Chordata, Lepidosauria, Squamata, Lacertidae. Gene Ontology annotation, biological process: cell-cell adhesion. The transcript has 15 exons. The record is from RefSeq and is a predicted model, not a curated record. Gene Ontology annotation, cellular component: cell-cell junction. The coding region runs from base 92 to 2359 and encodes 755 amino acids.